AUGCUACUCACGCUUCGCACGAUACCCUCUCUCCUAAACGCUGCAAGCAAUCGCAAACGUCCAAAUUCUAGCACGCCCUCGCAGCAGCGUGCCUUGACGAUGCUGCUAGUUCACCAGACGGGGAGCGUCAAGGUGGGCGAGGUGGUGAGGUACACCGUCACAUACACGCCUGCUGAAGACCGCAUUCUGCCCUCGCCCGCCGUCCUCCAUGUCCGCAUACGCAACUCGUCGGCCAUUCCGCUGCGUGCCGCCUAUCUCCACGGCCCCUAUACCAUCCACGUCGCCGCCUAUCCCUCGACCUUCAACCCCAACAAGAAGGUCGAGUCGCCCAAGACAUACGGCGUCCCCGAGUUCGAGCCCAACCUCAAGGCGGGCGGCUACUGGAACGCCAAGUUGACGGUGCCCGAACACAUCAGACAGGGCGACGAGAGCCGCAACGCUGACGGGUCGCCCAAGAGCGCAACUUGGAUAAUCGAGAUUGCCUCGCAGAUCAUCUUUUCCAACUCGGCCUCGGUGAACUACGAGCUGCUGGUAGCCCGUGACGAGAGGUCGCUGGACCUGGGCUUCACGGCCGUUACCGGAAACAGCCAUGGGGUGCCAGGCAAGGUGCAGGACCACCAGCAGGGGAAGAAGGCGCAUACGCACGGCCAUCCUGCGCAGCCAAAAGGCGUCUAUUCAAAGGCCAUCAAAUUGGUCGUCGACGACACGUCGAGUCUGUGGAACAAGCCGGAGCUGCCCGAGUGGAAAGACGAGGAACACCACGCCGACAGGCGCAAGUCAAAGGACGUCCACCACCAGGAGCCUGAAGAUCACCGCAAGCAGAAGAAGAUCCACCUCGUCAUGGUCACCCACGGACUGCACAGUAAUCUCGGCGCGGAUCUGCUGUACUUGAAGGAGAGCAUCGAUGCGACAGCCAAGCAAGCCCGGGAAGACCGACGGAGAAAGCGGCGAGAGCAGAAGGGAGGAAAGUCUAGCGAGGAUACUGUGACGGAAAGCUCUACAGCUCCAUUGUCAGGUGGUCAAGACGAGAUAACCGAUGAAGAAGCGGACGACGACGAAGAAGAGGUCAUUGUGCGUGGGUUUGACGGCAACGUUAUACGCACCGAGCGCGGCAUCCAGUAUCUUGGGAAAAGACUGGCCAAGUAUGUGCUACGUACAACAUACCCCGACCAACCAUUUUUACCCGUCAAGAGGUCCAUUGGCGAGAAGCUGUCCAAUACCUUCUCCGCUCCCAAGGACAAGGGUGAUGAGGGUAUACCGGGCCACGAAGGAAGUACUGCUCACAAGACACAUACACAUCACUCGAGACGCGCAUACAAGUUCACCAGUAUCAGCUUCAUCGGUCACUCGCUGGGAGGACUCGUUCAGACAUACGCCAUCGCCUACAUCCACAAGCAUUCUCCGCAAUUCUUCGAGAACAUCAAGCCCAUCAACUUCAUCGCCAUGGCCUCUCCGUUUCUGGGUUUAAGUAACGAGAACCCCAUGUAUGUCAAGUUUGCUUUGGAUUUUGGAUUGGUGGGCAGGACGGGGCAAGAUCUUGGGUUGACCUGGAGGGCUCCUACGUUGGCAAAGCAAGGAUGGACUGCUAUGGUAAGCGGGCUCGGAAACCAGCCUCAAAGUGAGCCCAAUCAUGAGGACCCUGGCGCAAAACCGCUUCUUCGAAUUCUUCCUACUGGUCCAGCUCACCAAGUUCUGCGCAUGUUCCGAAAUCGUACGCUGUACUCGAACGUAGUCAACGACGGAAUCGUCCCGCUCCGCACAAGCUGUCUUCUCUUUCUCGACUGGACAGGCUUGGGCAAGGUGGAGAAGGCACGGAGGGAGAACGGUCUCGUUGGAGCCGUAGCUAUAUGGGGCUUUGGCCAGUUGACGGGACAGAACACGCCAGCCAGUGCCUCGAGGAUCGGCUUUUCAGAUGACGAGAAUGAGAGUGUCGAGCCUCCUUCGUUGGGAGGGGAUGCUGAGGCCGUUCCUUUGCCUGGUGUGGAUGUCACCAACCAGGAUGACGAGGCGCAAGCUGCUGCCAAACCUAUGGAAGGGAAGAAGAAGGCAUCAGACGCAGACUCGGACUCUGAUUCAUAUUUCCAGCCGCAAAAUACGCUCAUGCAGCUCUGGAGCUAUAUCCGGCCCACAGGCAAGCACACUGCAAGAGACAAGAAGAUGUUCAAGCGCAGUCAGACGUAUCCGAAAAAUGAAGAAGAGCAAGAUACUCAAUCAGAAGCAGAAGCAGAGGCGUCCUCGUCACAAGAUGCAGCGCAGCAGAAGAGACCAAAGGCAACACGUGGUGACACUGUACUCAACAACGCUACGAGUAUGCUAGCACCGCCUAAGACAACGAUAUUUGAGUCUGCUGGUGACCUCAUAAACCCGCCCGUUCCCCCAACGUCGUGGAUUACAGACCCGUCGACUCGAGCACGAACUAUCUUCCAUGAUCGUGUCUAUCAUCCUGAGGAUAUUCCACCUCCACCGGCUAAGAAGAGAGCUACAGGUCGCUCGGUCUCAGGCGAAAGCACCUCAUCCCAAGUAUCUACUACGGAGGGAGGUGUCAUGCGCGUCGAAGAGAAGAUUGCUCGGGCCUACCAUAAAGAUCUGUCAUGGCGGAAAGUUCUAGUCCGUCUUGAACCCGAUGCUCAUAACAACAUGGUCGUUCGCCGCAUGUUUGCCAACGCUUAUGGAUGGCCGGUCGUCAAACACCUUUGCGACACGCACUUUGCAAACACUUUCUCAGCCCAAACGCGUGACGAGAAUGAGCCUGCCAUCGACCGAGCCAAGGGUAUCGAAGUCCCAGUGAACGAAAACGGUGAACACGUCAGAGGACAGGAGGACGUUGGCCCGCCAAUUGCACGUACAGACAGCGAAAUGAGAGAGGUCGCAGACGAGUUGGCGCCGCUCAAGAACCCUCCAAUGGCUCCUCGCCGAAUGGAUACGACCGAUUCCAUGCGCAGCACAGGCACUGCCGACUGGGAUAGCAUAUACUUUGAUGGGACGAGCGACGAAGAGGACGAAAGCGAUGAUCGCACUUAUCUCCAGAAGUUUCUGCAGAUCAACAAUCAGGGCUCACGCAGCCCACGUCGCUCGCGUAGUCCCAACCCGACCACACCGCGAACACCUGGCGAAAGGGGUACGAGCGAUCAAGACAUAACGGCGUUCUUGAACAAUAUGCCCCCAGCUGCUAUGGAUAUUCAUAGAGGGUUAGGCCCGACGCCGACAAGGCAAUCGGGCAAGUCAAAGCCCGAGCCUGAUUCUGUUCAGUCCUUCGGUGGGACGCCUGUAGUUCUUGGAGAGGGCAAGCUGACAGAGAGUCCACCUGACACGCCCUCCGCAAACAUCACCGAACUCGGAUUGAAGAAGUCUUUGGACGUGAGCGCCCCUUCUUCACCAGUGGCCAACAAGAAUGGAAGCAAGAGCGGAGGCGUAGGAGAGCACGUAGCUAGACUGAGCUUCUCGCAGGACCACGCGUAG
Molecule: messenger RNA, 3459 nt
Organism: Dothidotthia symphoricarpi CBS 119687
Lineage: Eukaryota; Fungi; Ascomycota; Dothideomycetes; Pleosporales; Dothidotthiaceae
Product: DUF676-domain-containing protein
Exons: 2
Coding region: 1-3459 (1152 amino acids)
Molecular function (GO): monoacylglycerol lipase activity
Source: RefSeq, a predicted model, not a curated record